Molecule: messenger RNA, 5515 nt
Organism: Anoplopoma fimbria (sablefish)
Lineage: Eukaryota; Metazoa; Chordata; Actinopteri; Perciformes; Anoplopomatidae
Gene: ppp2r2aa
Product: protein phosphatase 2, regulatory subunit B, alpha a
Exons: 10
Coding region: 340-1686 (448 amino acids)
Biological process (GO): peptidyl-serine dephosphorylation
Cellular component (GO): protein phosphatase type 2A complex; cytosol
Molecular function (GO): protein phosphatase regulator activity; protein binding
Source: RefSeq, a predicted model, not a curated record
CUGUUUGACGCCCGCUGAACACCGCCCGCCUAGCGCCAUUUUGAAAUGCGGGGAGAGGCAGAGGAGGCGAGGGAAAUCUCAAAGUAGAGUGCAAAGUCUAACAUGCAGCGCUGAGGAUUGUAGUUUACUUUCUUUCAUUUAAAACCAGUUUCUCGCCGUCUAUAGCAACGGGGACGACGGAUUGUGCGGUCUUCGGAGUUAACACGAGCAGCAGAUCUACCGGGUUACUCCUCCGCUGCUCCUCGGUCAGAACCACCCAGCAGACCCGGGUCAGCACGGCUCCAGCCCAGGGCCCGAGCCCGAUACACGGAUCUCUCCCCUCCGUCUGAGUCACUCACCAUGGCAGGGGCCGGUGGUGGGAACAGUGAUGUGCAGUGGUGCUUCUCCCAAGUCAAAGGAGCGAUAGACGACGAUGUGGCGGAAGCUGACAUCAUAUCUACUGUUGAAUUCAACCACUCUGGGGAGCUACUUGCCACUGGGGACAAGGGGGGUCGUGUUGUCAUCUUUCAGCAGGAGCCAGAGAGUAAGAAUCAGCCACAGUGCAGAGGAGAGUACAAUGUUUACAGCACCUUCCAGAGCCAUGAACCUGAAUUUGACUACCUAAAAAGCCUUGAGAUCGAGGAGAAGAUCAACAAGAUUCGAUGGUUGCCUCAGCAGAAUGCAGCACAGUUCCUUUUGUCUACAAAUGACAAAACUAUAAAGCUGUGGAAAAUUAGUGAGCGUGACAAGAGACCAGAGGGCUACAAUCUGAAGGAAGAAGAUGGGCGCUACAGAGAUCUCAAUACUGUCACAACACUACGGGUACCAGUAUUCAGGCCCAUGGACUUGAUGGUGGAAGCCAGCCCAAGACGAGUGUUUUCAAAUGCUCACACCUACCAUAUCAACUCCAUCUCUGUCAACAGUGAUUGUGAGACGUACUUGUCUGCAGAUGACCUGCGCAUCAACCUAUGGAAUCUGGAGAUCAACGAUCGCAGCUUUAAUAUUGUUGACAUUAAGCCAGCCAAUAUGGAGGAGCUGACGGAGGUGAUCACGGCAGCGGAGUUCCACCCCAACCAAUGUAACACUUUUGUCUACAGCAGCAGCAAGGGCACCAUCCGCUUGUGUGACAUGAGGGCAUCGGCACUGUGUGACAACCACGCCAAACAGUUUGAAGAGCCAGAGGAUCCAAACAAUCGUUCAUUCUUUUCUGAAAUCAUCUCAUCCAUCUCUGAUGUAAAGUUCAGCCACAGUGGACGCUACAUGAUGACCCGAGACUACCUGUCCGUCAAAAUCUGGGAUCUCAACAUGGAGUCCCGGCCAGUAGAGACAUAUCAGGUGCAUGAAUAUCUCAGGAGUAAACUGUGUUCCCUCUAUGAGAAUGACUGCAUCUUCGACAAGUUUGAGUGCUGUUGGAAUGGGAACGACAGCGUCGUGAUGACCGGUUCCUACAACAACUUCUUCAGGAUGUUUGAUAGAGGCUAUCGGCAGGACGUCACCCUGGAGGCGUCGCGGGAGAACAGCAAGCCACGAUCCGUCCUGAAACCUCGCAAAGUAAGCACAGGUGGGAAGCGCAAAAAGGAUGAGAUCAGUGUAGACAGUCUGGACUUUAACAAGAAGAUCCUCCACACUGCCUGGCAUCCUCUGGACAACAUCAUUGCUGUGGCCACCACCAACAAUCUGUACAUAUUCCAGGAAAAACUGAACUAGCAUUUGUUGAACCGCUCCGAUCUGUUUCAGCUUGAGCCCUACUACUCUGAUACACGUAUACAACCAAUAUCUGUAUGUCUUUGCCUAAAUCCCCAAAUCUUGAUAUGAUCUGCCCUCUGUGACUUUAGUAUUGAAUGUGACAAGACUUGGUCUGUGGCAUAAACACAGUACACCCAAGCAGGCCAUCGCAAGGACAUGAUCCAUGUGCAUUACAAAUAUAAACACACAGGGUUUGUUGAGUCCAGAAUUUGGGAUUUAGUGUCAAGGGUUUUAUCCAUAAGGAGCACUCAGUUCUCUAAGCUACUGUUUGCAAAUCCACUACAUCGCAAACCAAAGGGGAAAUGUGUUUAAUACACAUGUUUGGCUAAACCGUUUCAUUAUUCUGUUGUGCCAUCGUGACAUGAUUCAUGUGUAUGUCUUAGCUACCAGAUAUCAAGAUUCUGUAGCUACCAUGUUUAAUUAGUUUGAAUAGGAAAUUAUUUCUACUGUUUAUACGUCUUUCUGUCGCCAAGUUCCUUUUCGUGCUGGCCUGAAACACUGCUAAUACAAGCUGUCAACACUCCAUAUUUGCCCCAAGUAUUUGUCAAGUUGCCAAGCUCACUCACCACUUCUUUCCUAAUGUACAGUACGGUUAUUCCGUUAAAGGACUAUUCUCAUGUUUUAUCAGGUUUUAGCUCAUUCUCUGCAAAAAGAUGAACUUGCAUUACUUCUAACUUUGUCCACAGCGUACCAAUAUUUAUUAGGCAGUCUAUAUUCAUUCUCUACAGUAAGAAAGUCAACUUACUUGAAACUGACAUGUAUUCCAUCACAGUUAACUUUUUGUUAAAGUAAUUUUUCAGUGAUAACGCAGUUGCAUGUGGGAAAACUCCGGCAUACCGUAACAUCUGAUACUGAAAGUUAAGUUACCUUAAAUCAGAAAGAAACAAUGGUAUUCCACUUUUUAAAACAUUCAUGUUUCUUAAUGUUAGUCUCCGGAUAUAUUUUCUGAUACAAUAGCUUGUAAAUGUAUUGGCUGUUAACAAGCUGAAGCUCUCAAUUGUAAUGCUGGAGUGUCCUCAACAUAUCAGCAUCAGGUUUUCAAACCAAUCCCUGGUCUCAGGUACAUUACUAAAGUUCAACUGAAUGUUCACUAAUGGAUCACUUUUCUCGAGCAAGUUUCAAGCCUGUAAGUUGACUUUCAUUGUGCAUUGAAAUGACUACAUUUAGGAAAAUGGUAAGCAGUAUUGUCUUUAUAAUUUCUAGUUAUUGGCCAAAAACGUUCAUUUAUAAAAAUCAAAACACCAAUGUAGUCCUUUUAACACGGUCACAAAGGUGGCGUCAGGUAUUGGGGGUUUGGGAGUUGAAUGAGGGCUAAUCAUGCCAAAGUAACCAGUCCUAUAGACUCUAGUUUUAUUCAUUUAAAGCCGUCUUGCAGACAAGGUGACUCUGGUCAUAUGUGGACUACCAUUUAAAGCUCAGGACAAAAGCUUAUAGUUGGGAGGGCAAAAUGGCAUGACGUUGCCUAAUUCUCUUGUGGUCAGUGGCACCAAAAUUGAGUACUGCUGCCAACUUCCCCACAAAGCCUGUCGUGUUGUUGCAGAUUGAUCGAUCGCUUUAAUCUCUGGGUCUAGUUUCUGUUGGAAGAGGGUUUUUUUUUUAUGAUGUUUUGUACUGUACCUGAUGAUAAAAGAAGAAUAAUCACUAUAGCUGAUUUAUUUUUGUAUAAAUUAAGGCAAUAGGAUUACAGUCUGAUCACUGUAGUUUCUUUAGCUGUCUAUCUCAGACUGAUUGUAGAUGGAAGGUCACCUGAUGCGGUAACCUUUUUUGUCGUGACUUCGGGACAUUUUGUUCAUUCAGGCGGGUAUUUUCUUUAAAAGCUAGAGACUUUUGUGACAUCAAGGGAGUGUGAGGUUUCUCUCGUGGGAUGUCCAAAGACAUACUUUCGGGUGUCAGUACCUCUGUAGUCAUAAGCACUACAACAGUUUAUUUUUUUAAUUUGGCUGGCUGUAAAUGAUGUUUAUGUAGAACUUAUUUGGAUGCUUCAGAGUUAGAUUCUGAGUUAAUUUGGAUCUUAACGUUCUGUUUUUGUGCCAUGGAUUUUGUUCUUUAAUCAUCUUUUUGCUCGCUGUGAAAUAAUAGGCCCUCGUGGGUCUAAACAGGAAAGACAUUUUAAAUCGACACGUAAUGUUAAAACUGUUAAAGCUAGUUUUCUGUAAAGCUAGUAAACUCAGUUGACCAUGCAGAGUUACUGAUUUUGAAUUAUUGUAUGAAAUGUCUUCUCUCCUGUGAGGUGGGAGGAUACAGACUUGUUUAUUUAAAAAGGAGACUUUGUGAAGCACUUGGUUUGCAGAUGAUUGUUUAAUGUAAGUGGUCAUAAAUGACUGUAUUGAACAUUGGGGGAAAAAAAUACUUUAAAAAAUGAACUUUGCUGUUUCUCUGCUACAUUCGUAUUCAUUCACACGCUGCAGAUGUUCUCUCCAGGAGACGACAGGUUGAUAAUAGCACAGCUUUCCACUCUCCACCACUGUUUUGAUGACAGAUUAAGCCAUUGAAUCCGGAAACGAAGCAUAUUGGUCCACAGGAUCAUUAUGUAAGGUAAUAUGUCACUCCACCUUUUAGAGAAUUGACUUCCCAUCACUGGGAUGCCACCAAAAUACCCACCCAACUUCAUACGGUGGUGUUUCGCUCUGGUUGAGUGUCGCACUCUCAGGGCUUUGGGUAAAGUCCUGUAGUAAUGAGACCUUUUGCAAAUCUUUCAAUUUUCCUUUUCUUUAUUGUCUGAUGCAAGUUUUUGUGAGGGUCAUUCAAGUAGUUUUCCUCAUGUCAUAUAUGUAUGAACCUGUAUAAUGUGGCACCUUUGUCCCAUUCCACGGUCAAGGAUUGUCCAAUCAAUUAGUCGAUCAACAAGGAGAGCUCUCCAUUCAAAAUAUGAGAUCAGUGAUCUCAUAUUGUCCUAUCAUUCAUUAAAAGGAAGCAUUUACUCACUCACUCUCUGUUAAAUAACUAUUGUUCUUACAACCUGUUCGAAGAUUUGAGAAACGUUUUGAGAAUACAAAAACACUGUAUAAAAAUUGAGACCAGAAUUGGCACGUUUUGUUUACAACAGAAAGAUAUUAUGAGGUAACAUUAGCUUUUUAAAAAUUCCCUUUUUUGCAGACCCGGCAGAAGUGGUCUGCAAAACGAUCACUGGCAUUCAUGAGAAAUACCUAACCAUUAAUCUCCACUUUCCCCUCAUAUUGUCUUCAUAGCUGUUGUUCAAGGCUAUGUGGUAAUCCACAAAGACGUUCAGAAGAACCCUAAUGCCUUUCUAGAAGAUAAUCAAGUAUGUUUCUUGAACUUUCUGGCGUGCCAGACAGGAGACUGCUCAGGGGAAUUUACCGCUGCUCUGUGAUCAAAACCUUUUACCUUAACAAAAAAAAAAAGCAGCUUUUCAGGACUUUAUUAAAAACAGCCUUAUUUAAAAGUAGAUCAUACACUUUUUGAAAUAAUAGUUGCUAUAAUGUUUUUUGAACGUCAGAAAAACUUGCUCUACACACAAGGGUUGAUGAAAGUGCAAAGAAACGGCCUAAAUUUGAGUUAUGAGGUUUUUUCCACUUGAAGCAGCAUAAUAUACAUGUCUAAUGUAACACAGGAGUUAAAACAAAAUGCACUUUUUAUUUUUGUGAAUUUCAUUAAUUUGUAUGUUUUUGUUAGUUUCUUUCGAGGGACUCUUGAAUAAAGAUUAUGGGAGAGUUUGGGGGGGUAAACAAACUACAAAUGGUUCAUUGUACAGCUAUGUUUGUCUUUGUCAAAUGGAAUAAAGAACAAUUUAGAUGAAAAGUAAUAAAGAAUUUCCAACCUGAAUUCUGAA